Lepus europaeus (European hare) is the source of this 1587-nucleotide messenger RNA. It is a transcript of the gene KRT4, whose product is annotated as keratin 4. Gene Ontology annotation, molecular function: structural constituent of skin epidermis. The coding region runs from base 1 to 1587 and encodes 528 amino acids. The transcript has 9 exons. Gene Ontology annotation, cellular component: keratin filament. Lineage: Eukaryota; Metazoa; Chordata; Mammalia; Lagomorpha; Leporidae. The record is from RefSeq and is a predicted model, not a curated record. Gene Ontology annotation, biological process: keratinization; intermediate filament organization.
AUGAUCGCCAGACAGCAGUGUGUCCGAGGCGGGUCUCGGGGCUUCAGCGGCAGCUCGGCCGUCAUAGGCGGAGGCAAGAGGGCCGCCUUCAGCUCAUUCUCCGUGUCUGGGGGUGCAGGCCGCUGCUCCUCGGGGGGCUUUGGCAGCAGGAGCCUCUACAACCUUGGGGGCAAUAAGAGCAUCUCCAUGAGUGUUGCCGGGUCCCGCCAGGGCACCGGCUUUGGAGGUGCUGGCGGCUUCGGUGCCGGUUUCGGCAGUGCUGGCGGUUUUGGUGUUGCUGGUGGCUUCGGCGGUGGAUUUGGGGGCUCCUUCACUGGCCGAGGUGGUUCUAGCUUCCCGGUGUGCCCCGCCGGGGGGAUCCAGGAGGUCACCAUCAAUCAGAGCCUGCUGACCCCCCUGCAAGUGGAGAUCGACCCCGAGAUCCAGAAAGUCCGGACAGAGGAGCGGGAGCAGAUCAAGACCCUCAACAACAAGUUCGCCUCCUUCAUCGACAAGGUGCGGUUCCUGGAGCAACAGAACAAGGUCUUGGAGACCAAAUGGAACCUCCUGCAACAGCAAACGACCAGCACGUCCCCCAAGAACCUCGAGCCCUUCUUCGAGACCUACCUCAGCGCCCUGAGGAAGCAGCUGGACACCUUGGGCAGUGACAAAGGCCGCCUGCAGUCUGAGCUGAAGACCAUGCAAGACAGCGUGGAGGACUUCAAGACCAAGUAUGAGGACGAGAUCAACAAACGCACAGCUGCUGAGAAUGACUUUGUGGUCCUCAAGAAGGACGUGGACGCCGCCUACAUGAACAAGGUGGAGCUGGAGGCCAAGGUGGACGCCUUGAAUGAUGAGAUCAACUUCUUGAGGGUCCUGUACGAUGCGGAGCUGUCCCAGAUGCAGACCCACGUCUCCGACACAUCCGUGGUGCUGUCCAUGGACAACAACCGUAACCUGGACCUGGACAGCAUCAUCGCCGAGGUGCGCGCCCAGUACGAGGAGAUCGCCCAGAGAAGCAAGGCCGAGGCUGAGGCGCUGUACCAGAUCAAGGUCCAGCAGCUCCAGACCUCAGUCGACCAGUACGGUGACAACCUGAAGACCACCAAGAGCGAGAUUGCAGAGCUCAACAGGAUGAUCCAGAGGCUGCGCGCCGAGAUCGAGAACGUGAAAAAGCAGUGCCAGACUCUGCAGGCGUCUGUGGCCGACGCCGAGCAGCGAGGGGAGCUGGCCCUCAAAGAUGCCUACAGCAAGCGCACAGAGCUGGAGGGAGCCCUGCAGAAGGCCAAGGAGGAGCUGGCCCGGAUGCUGCGCGAGUACCAGGAGCUCAUGAGCGUGAAGCUGGCGCUGGACAUUGAGAUCGCCACCUACAGGAAGCUACUGGAGGGCGAGGAGUGCAGAAUGUCUGGAGAAUAUCAGAAUGCCGUGAGCAUCUCCGUGGUCGGCGGUGGCGCCAGCGUGGGAGCCAUCGGCGGAGGAGGAUUGAGCCUGGGUGGUGGGUUUGGUUCCGGCUCCGGAAGUGGCUUUGGGUUUGGCGUCGGUGUCGGCGGCGGUUCCAGCAGCAAGAUUAUCUCCACCACCACCCUGAACAAGAGAUCCCAGCGGUAG